Molecule: messenger RNA, 2214 nt
Organism: Arabidopsis thaliana (thale cress)
Lineage: Eukaryota; Viridiplantae; Streptophyta; Magnoliopsida; Brassicales; Brassicaceae
Product: basic helix-loop-helix (bHLH) DNA-binding superfamily protein
Exons: 7
Coding region: 410-1723 (437 amino acids)
Biological process (GO): regulation of DNA-templated transcription
Cellular component (GO): nucleus
Molecular function (GO): protein dimerization activity
Source: RefSeq, marked reviewed
GAAGCUUGUUUCUCCAAUUAUCUCAUUUGGUAAAGACGUUUCAUUAGCGAUAUCGUGUUAACGUCGAAAGUCCUCCUCUCGUUACGGUCCGGUCCGACACAGAAAUUUUUAUUUAAUAUUUACUUUAUUUUUUGUCCAUUUAUUAGAAAGAAAGUCAUUGAUUGGUGCAAUUUAUUAAUAUAAAUUUAUUAAACAACUAUAUAAACUCCUCAUUACUGCCCAUUAACGAGCUUCCCUUUUCCUCUGUUCUUCACUUUAAGAAAAUUACAAACUUUUAUCUUCUAUUGGACGAAUCUUUGAUCUGGUUUUAAUUAAUCACACGCUUACUUUAGGAUUUUUUUACCUGAAUUCGAAUAUAUACUUUUGAUUUUCAUCUUCCGUAGUCCGUACCGUAGAAUUGAGGAGCUUCAUGGAGAACGAGCUGUUUAUGAAUGCAGGAGUUUCGCAUCCGCCGGUGAUGACGUCACCGUCUUCUUCGUCGGCGAUGCUUAAGUGGGUUUCAAUGGAGACUCAGCCAGUGGAUCCAAGUCUCAGUCGCAAUCUGUUUUGGGAAAAGUCAACGGAACAGAGCAUUUUUGAUUCGGCUCUGAGCUCACUCGUCUCUUCUCCUACGCCGUCAAAUUCAAACUUUUCGGUUGGCGGAGUAGGUGGAGAAAAUGUCAUUAUGAGAGAGCUCAUCGGGAAACUGGGUAAUAUCGGCGAUAUCUAUGGAAUUACGGCGAGCAAUGGAAACUCGUGUUACGCAACUCCGAUGAGCUCUCCACCGCCUGGAAGUAUGAUGGAGACGAAAACGACGACGCCGAUGGCAGAACUGUCCGGCGACCCGGGAUUCGCUGAGAGAGCGGCGAGGUUCUCGUGUUUUGGUAGCCGGAGUUUUAACAGCAGAACAAACUCGCCGUUUCCGAUUAAUAACGAACCACCCAUCACAACCAAUGAGAAAAUGCCACGUGUAUCAAGCAGCCCAGUUUUUAAGCCUCUUGCGUCUCAUGUUCCCGCCGGCGAAUCGUCCGGUGAACUUUCCCGGAAAAGAAAAACUAAAUCCAAGCAGAAUUCUCCUUCUGCAGUUUCAUCAUCAAAGGAGAUUGAAGAGAAGGAAGAUUCUGAUCCAAAGAGAUGCAAAAAAUCAGAAGAAAAUGGAGACAAAACUAAAUCAAUUGAUCCUUACAAAGAUUACAUUCAUGUUAGAGCUCGACGAGGCCAAGCCACCGAUAGUCACAGUCUCGCCGAACGAGUUCGAAGAGAGAAAAUAAGCGAAAGAAUGAAGCUGCUUCAAGAUCUUGUCCCUGGAUGCAACAAGGUUACUGGAAAAGCACUGAUGUUGGAUGAAAUUAUAAACUAUGUCCAAUCAUUGCAACGACAAGUUGAGUUCUUGUCGAUGAAGUUAUCGUCAGUGAACACCAGGCUGGACUUUAACAUGGACGCUCUCUUGUCUAAGGAUAUAUUUCCUUCAAGCAACAAUCUAAUGCAUCAUCAACAAGUACUUCAAUUAGAUUCUUCAGCAGAAACGUUAUUGGGUGAUCAUCACAACAAAAAUUUGCAAUUGAACCCUGAUAUUUCUUCUAAUAACGUAAUAAACCCUUUGGAAACUUCUGAAACUAGAAGCUUCAUUUCUCACUUACCAACACUUGCUCAUUUCACUGACUCUAUUUCUCAGGUUUCCUUUUCUAAAACAUUCUUCUAUCACUUUUCUUUUCUUUUUCUCUUCAAUUUGAAGCGGUCUUAACCCUUUUUGGUUUUGUUUUUAGUAUUCAACAUUUUCCGAAGAUGAUUUACAUAGCAUUAUUCAUAUGGGUUUUGCGCAAAACCGUCUCCAAGAAUUGAACCAAGGUUCAUCAAACCAAGUACCAUCGCACAUGAAAGCUGAACUUUGAUCAACCACUAUAUGCAUUUUUACAAAAAUAUUGGCGUUUUAAAGGUCUCGAGGAUAGAAAGUAAGAAAAGGAUUGAUGGGUGUACAUAACAAGAAAUUUGAAUUGGACCACACCAUAUGCGAAUUCAUUUCUAUAAUCAUCUUCAUAUACAUAACUUCUUCUUUUUAUCCUUCCGAUUCAUUUGUGGUGCUCAAUUGUAUUGUCAUGUUGUUAUCCGCUAUUCUUCUUCUUAUCAGAUUCUUUAAACUUUUCUUGUUUGGAUUUAAUAUCAUUGUAUGUUUUAACCCCACUAUAAGUACUAUAGCUAUAAUUCUUCCGAACAACAAGACUGUUUUUAUCAAAC